GAAUAUGUUAAGUCUUAAUCAUAUUAAUCGUUAUCAUCAUUCUUUCAUAUUGAGUAAAUGGCAGAUCAAAAUCCAAGAAUCACCGUCGAGAAAAACCCAUCUCAAGAUCGUCUUGAUGAACUGAAGAUCAAGUCAUGGCCCAAGUGGGGAUGUUCACCAGGGAAGUACCAUCUGAAAUAUGAAGCAGAAGAGAUAUGUUACAUUGUGAAGGGUAAAGUUAAGGUUUACCCUAAAUCAUCAUCAACAACAGGAGCCUCAUCAUCAGGGUCGUCAUCAUUGGAUGCGGAAGUAGAAUGGUGUGUAGAGUUUGGAGCAGGUGAUAUCGUCACUUUUCCUCAGGGACUUUCUUGUACUUGGGAUGUAUCUCUCCCCGUUGACAAACAUUAUAUUUUCCGUCACAAUUAGUUCUUCACUUCUUUAUUUUGAUUCGUUACUAUUGUUGUAUUUCGUGCUCUUUUUGUUUGGGUUUUUAUAUAGUGAGAAAAUAUAGACUUGUGUGCAUUAACAAUCACAUAACUAAAGAAUGGAGUAUUUCACAAUUCAAGUUUGAGAA
This is a messenger RNA of Eruca vesicaria subsp. sativa (arugula), 553 nucleotides long. The record is from the annotation of a GenBank genome assembly. Lineage: Eukaryota; Viridiplantae; Streptophyta; Magnoliopsida; Brassicales; Brassicaceae.